This is a messenger RNA of Glarea lozoyensis ATCC 20868, 1242 nucleotides long. RefSeq names its product GA4 desaturase. Bases 1 to 1242 code for a protein of 413 amino acids. Gene Ontology annotation, molecular function: oxidoreductase activity. Lineage: Eukaryota; Fungi; Ascomycota; Leotiomycetes; Helotiales; Helotiaceae. The transcript is spliced from 2 exons. The record is from RefSeq and is a predicted model, not a curated record.
AUGUCAUAUCACGUCUCGGAAGCCAGUGGACAUUUGCCGUUCGAGGACGACAAAACCAUCGUGACCAUAAAGUAUCAGGUCGAUGAUGGUGUCCGAUACAGUUCAAAACACGCAUGGGACAGGGGCUACACGACAAACAACAAGGUGGUCCAAAUCCCCAUCACCUAUCCGCUGAAUGAUCUUCGCAAGCUCUACAGCGGUGAAAGGAUCAAAAGUGAAGAACAUGAGCGUCUGGGAUGGUCGUGGUCACAUUCGGCCGAAAUUUUGAAAAAGUUUGGCUUCACCGCGGUCAAGUUCGAUCCAAGAUGGACUGAAGUGGACGCUGAAUCACAAGCGGAAGAUUGCGAUGACCUAGAGACUCUUGAACAGACCUACUACCCUGAAGUCAAGAAAGCAGUACAGAAACUAACGGGGGCAAGUCGCGUUUUCAUCACAAAUAGUAUUGUGCGAAGAGGCGGCGAGGUGCCUGCCAAAGAUAGCAACGGACCUCAAGUUCGUGCUUGUGGCAAAAAGAAGAGCUCGCCCGUGGAUUAUCAGGCAACUGACGAGACGAGACCAACACAUCUCGCAUCGUCAGACAACUUGAAGCCGGCAAGAGGGGCGCACGUUGACUACACGUCUCUCGGAGCCAGACGGUCCAUCCGCCGCUGGCGACCUGACAUCUACGCCGCCGCUGUCGAGGCUGGUGUCAUUGAAGCCGAGGAGAAGAUCUGCGCUGCCGCCCAGGUAAACGCAGAGGACAAGGAGAGCAACGGAAUCAUCGACCAAGAGUAUAACAAAGAUGGCAAGCUGGGACCGCGAUAUGCGGCAUAUAGCGUUUGGCGGCCCAUGAGAACGGUACAACGAGACCCGCUGGCAAUGGCUCCGCGAUCGUCUUUUCCAACGGGCACUGCUCUGGGUUAUUUGGGUUACGAAUCUCGAAUGCUUGCGGCGCCUUCCAUGGGCGGCGAUUUUCUCCGAGAGCUCGAAGCCGUGUCUGUGACAGAGGAGGUUGCCAAGGCGUACGAGGAGUCCAAUGGGAAGGUGCGCGCUAGUGAACUUGAUAGUCCUCAAUGGUAUUAUCUCCCGGAGCAGAAAUCGGAUGAGGUCAUCGUACUCAAGUUCUUUGAUAGCGCUGCUUUGACAGGAGGAGGAGGGUCUGGCGAGGCUGGGGGUGCCCCUCAUGCAAGUCCUGAUCUUGGUGAAAGCUCUUCUGGACCGGCGAGAUGGAGUAUCGAGGUUAGAUGUAUUGCCUUUUGGUGA